AUGAUGCUCUCGGCAAGUUCUACAACACCCUGUUCAUUCCACGAAAGAGGCACGUCUCUGCGCCUGAACAUGGCACCUCAACUUCCAAGUAUACAUAUGCAUAGCUGGUCUCCAGAAGGAUCUUCUCAACAACCCCCCAGGAGUGUCGAAGACAUGGAUGCCUUCUUUUCUUCCAAAGUCUUCCUGCCCGACAUCCCAGACGUCAUCGAGAAAGAUAGCACUCGUCCCUGCACCCGUCGCCUUCUGCCAAGGCUCACCAUGAUGCCAAUGGCAAUGACAACCGAGAAACCCACUACCAUGAGAAGAAUGAUGGGAGCAAGUGACUGUGGAAGCACGUCCCAUCACGCUCAGGCCAAGACCUCGACGCCAACUUCUUGA
Molecule: messenger RNA, 378 nt
Organism: Seminavis robusta
Lineage: Eukaryota; Bacillariophyta; Bacillariophyceae; Naviculales; Naviculaceae
Source: the annotation of a GenBank genome assembly